Molecule: messenger RNA, 267 nt
Organism: Prunus armeniaca (apricot)
Lineage: Eukaryota; Viridiplantae; Streptophyta; Magnoliopsida; Rosales; Rosaceae
Source: the annotation of a GenBank genome assembly
AUGGCCUAUGGUCUAGAAGUACUACGAGCCCUCUACAAGCACGAGAAAAACUUUCCUGGCACAGGGAUGCCAGGCCAACAUUCAAGCCCUUCUCGUCCCGGUGUCAAAUUCGACACUGCCAUCCUCCAUCCUGUAUGUCCCCAUCCCCUCCUCCAUCGUUGGUGUUAUCUAUCUCUUAUCAUUUCUGUCUCAUCUCUCCCUCUCAUUCUCUCUCUUCAUGCCAACAACAGUGGCAGCGGCGGUGAGCUUGCCAAACUCCAAACUUGA